GCAAGCUGUAAACUGGGAAGCAGAGACAUCGAGAUGGCAACUGCUGGGAAAGUGAUUAAAUGCAAGGCAGCUGUGGCCUGGGGGCCCAAGCAACCCCUCACCAUCGAGGAUAUUGAAGUUGCUCCACCAAAGGCUCAUGAAGUUCGUGUAAAGAUUGUGGCAACUGGCAUUUGUCGUUCAGAUGACCAUGUUCUUAGUGGAGCUAUAAGCGACAUGAAGUUCCCAGCGAUUCUUGGGCAUGAAGGGGCUGGCAUAGUGGAGAGUGUGGGAGAGGGAGUGAAAAAUAUAAAACCAGGAGACAAAGUUAUCCCACUCUUUGUUCCCCAAUGUGGAGAAUGCAGAUGCUGCACUAAUGUGAGGAGCAACCUAUGUGACAAACAUGAUAUUGGACCAUACAGAGGACUCAUGUUGGACAACACCAAUAGAUUUACAUGCAAGGGGAAUCCGGUUUACACUUUUUUAAGCACCAGCACCUUUACUGAAUACACUGUCUUGGAUGAGAUAUGCGUGGCUAAGAUUGAUGACAAUGCUCCUCUUGAUAAAGUGUGUUUAAUCGGCUGUGGCUUUUCCACUGGUUACGGCUCUGCUGUGAAGAUUGCUAAGGUUGAGCAGGGGUCUUCAUGCGCUGUGUUUGGCCUGGGUGGUGUUGGUCUUUCUGUGCUUAUUGGAUGUAAAGUAGCUGGUGCUUCUAAGAUCAUUGGAGUGGAUACAAACAGUGACAAGUUUGCCAAAGCAAAGGAAUUAGGGGCCACUGAAUGCAUUAACCCAAACGAUUAUAAUGAACCUAUCCAUGAAGUGCUGGCAAAGAUAUCUGAUGGAGGAUUAGACUAUACCUUUGAGUGCAUUGGAAACACCAAGGUCAUGGAAUCUGCUCUUAAGGCUACCCACUUUGGAUGUGGCACAUCAGUCAUCGUUGGUUUAGCUCCUGCCUCAGCCAGGGUAUCAGUGGACCCAAUGGAGAUGCUCACAGGACGCACAUUAAAAGGAGCUUUGUUUGGAGGCUGGAAGAGCAGAGACGAAGUCCCUCAACUGGUUGCUGACUUUUUGGCAAAGAAGUUUGAACUUGAUGGGCUGAUAACUCAUAGGUCAACUCUUGAUAAAAUCAAUGAAGGGUUUGAUCUCCUGCGCAAAGGGGACAGCAUUCGAACCAUCCUUCAGAUCUCACAGUGAGUUUGCUGCAUUGCCCCAUCAGAUCGUGGUCAUACAGCUUCAGUGGAAUCACUAUGUGGAUCAUAAAGAUUUAAAGCUAAAAAUACAUAGCAAUAUAUAGCAAAGCCAAUUUAAUGCAUUUUAUAGCUUCUUUUUCUAUAU
Messenger RNA from Xenopus tropicalis (tropical clawed frog), 1311 nucleotides. It is a transcript of the gene adh1b, whose product is annotated as alcohol dehydrogenase 1B (class I), beta polypeptide. The record is from RefSeq and is marked provisional. Lineage: Eukaryota; Metazoa; Chordata; Amphibia; Anura; Pipidae. Gene Ontology annotation, molecular function: oxidoreductase activity; alcohol dehydrogenase (NAD+) activity; zinc ion binding.